AUGAAUAAACCAUUACGAAAAACCCACCCUUUAAUCAAAAUUAUUAACAACUCACUAAUUGACCUGCCAACUCCUUCCAACAUUUCAGCUUGAUGAAACUUUGGCUCAAUUCUUGGUAUAUGCUUAUCAAUUCAAAUUAUUACUGGAUUAUUUCUAGCUAUACACUACACUGCAAAUAUUGAUUUAGCUUUUUCAAGUAUUAUCCAUAUUUGUCGUGACGUAAAUUAUGGAUGAUUACUACGAACGCUACAUGCAAAUGGAGCGUCUAUAUUCUUCAUCGCUCUGUAUUGCCACGCAGGACGUGGAAUAUAUUACGGAUCCUAUACUCUUCAUAUAACUUGAUCAGUAGGUGUAGUAAUUAUAUUUAUACUAAUAGCAACUGCCUUCCUAGGCUACGUUCUCCCUUGAGGACAAAUAUCAUUCUGAGGAGCAACAGUUAUUACUAACCUAUUGUCGGCAAUUCCUUAUUUAGGAACUAGAAUUGUACAAUGACUUUGAGGAGGAUUCGCUGUUGACAAUGCAACACUAACUCGAUUCUUUACUCUACAUUUCAUUCUACCCUUCGUAGUAUUAGCUUUAGUAAUUAUUCACCUCCUAUUUCUUCACCAAACAGGAUCUAAUAAUCCUUUAGGAUUAAACAGAAACGUAGAUAAACUACCAUUCCACCCUUAUUAUUCUCUCAAAGAUUUAGUAGGAUUUAUCCUAACAGUCAUAGCUCUCACAAUAAUUACCUUGUCCGCACCAUACUUAUUAGGAGACCCAGAAAAUUUCACUCCAGCUAACCCCUUAGUAACCCCAGUACAUAUUCAACCAGAAUGAUAUUUUCUAUUUGCAUACGCAAUCCUUCGAUCAAUCCCUAAUAAACUAGGGGGAGUGCUAGCUCUAGUUUUAUCAAUCGCAAUUCUAUUAAUCUUACCAUUCACUAAUAAAAUAAAAAUAAUAUCAAAUCAAUUUUAUCCACCUAAUAAGAUCUUAUUUUGAGCAUUUCUUGCUAACACUAUCCUAUUAACUUGAAUCGGAGCUCGACCCGUCGAAGACCCCUACAUUAUCACCGGACAGAUUUUAACAAUCACAUAUUUUAUAUACUUCCUUAUUAACCCUUUAGUAGCUAAAAUAUGAGAAACCUUAAUUUACACUAAAAAUAAUU
This is a messenger RNA of Agrilus planipennis (emerald ash borer), 1147 nucleotides long. Lineage: Eukaryota; Metazoa; Arthropoda; Insecta; Coleoptera; Buprestidae. The record is from the annotation of a RefSeq genome assembly.